Molecule: messenger RNA, 648 nt
Organism: Paramuricea clavata
Lineage: Eukaryota; Metazoa; Cnidaria; Anthozoa; Malacalcyonacea; Plexauridae
Source: the annotation of a GenBank genome assembly
AUGGUUGUUUUCAACUGUAAAUAUCGCGGUAAAUUGUCAAAAGUUAUCAUUGGGAUCCUUAUGUUCAUUUCAAUAAUUUGGUUGGCUAAUAGAUCAGAAGCUAAACUUGUGCGAUUCGAAGAAAGAUCCACAACUGCGCCUGGAAUCUGCAAUGAACGACGUACAUUAAAAGACAGGUACGUUGGGCAAGAAAUGAUCCCGAUGUCCUUCACUCGUUUUCGAUUUAAAUUUAAAUUCAGAAACUCCAUGAAUUCCGCUCAGUUUACGUGGGAAAAACACGGCUACCUUUGUCUGUCCUCACCCAACUCCAAUCCAGUUGUAGACUUAACGAUAUGUAUGGAUGUUGCAUCUAAUCCAGGACCGGACCACCGAAUUACGCACAGUUUAAAAGUUCUCUAUCUUAAUGCAAGGAGUCUGAAAGCUUUUAUACCUCUUGACGAAACCUCACUCAAGGUAUGCAAGAUAACACAUUUGCAACAACUAGUUCAUGGCGGCGGUUAUGAUGUGCUGUGUAUAUGCGAGACCUGGUUGAACGACAGCAUUCCCGACAGUGAAAUACUACCUGGUUACAACAUAUUUCGCAAAGAUCGAGCGAACGAGAUUGGUGGUGGCGUUUUAGUCGGCAUUAAGUCAGACUUGGAAGCAUGA